Messenger RNA from Brassica napus (rape), 643 nucleotides. RefSeq lists its product as uncharacterized. The record is from RefSeq and is a predicted model, not a curated record. The transcript has a single exon. The coding region runs from base 133 to 510 and encodes 125 amino acids. NCBI's taxonomy places the organism in Eukaryota, Viridiplantae, Streptophyta, Magnoliopsida, Brassicales, Brassicaceae.
UGACUCGGUGGGCAGGUGUGUACCCACCAAUUCAAACAACACGGUUACACGCAAACUCCGAGAAAAUCCCCAAAUCACAUAAAAUUAGGGUUACGAAUCUGGGAAAGUUGUCUCUCCUUUCACCCUAAUUCGAUGUCUAUAGGUUUCAGGAACCAAGUGAUGCGGUCGUUCUCGUGGAUCAUCAUCCCCUCACUCUUAUUGCUAUUCUGCUUGAUCGGCUCCUCACAAGCAGCGGGCGAGAAAUCGAGCGGCGACGUCUGCAAUACGGUUUCGGAUCCGGGCGGGUGCCCAAUAAACUGUUUCCGGGCGGAUCCGGUUUGCGGAGCCGACGGAGUCACGUACUGGUGCGGUUGUCCCGACGCGGCGUGCCACGGAGCUCGCGUGGUGAAAACGGGAGCCUGCGACGCGGGUAACGCGGGAAGCGCUUCUGUACCGGGCCAAGCUUUGUUACUGAUCCAUAUCGUUUGGCUCUUCUUGCUCGGACUCUCUCUUCUCGUCGGUGCUUUCUGAAUGGUUUCUCUUAAUGGAUUUGCUUCAUUUGUUAUAGUUUUGCUUUGUUGCGUGCAAAAUAAAUCUCGUAUUGGUUUUCGUGAUUGUUUCCUUCAAAAGGAUGAAUCUUUUUCGUUUGGGUUGUCUUUAGCCA